Molecule: messenger RNA, 1304 nt
Organism: Dioscorea cayenensis subsp. rotundata (Guinea yam)
Lineage: Eukaryota; Viridiplantae; Streptophyta; Magnoliopsida; Dioscoreales; Dioscoreaceae
Product: protein THYLAKOID FORMATION1, chloroplastic
Exons: 5
Coding region: 98-970 (290 amino acids)
Biological process (GO): photosynthesis; photosystem II assembly; thylakoid membrane organization
Cellular component (GO): chloroplast thylakoid
Source: RefSeq, a predicted model, not a curated record
CACUCGUCUUGCUUCGUUGCCAUGGAGUCUCUCGGUUUCUAAAAAAUUUCUCCAUUGAAACCCUAACCCUAAUUGCUUCUCGUGGAUCCCAGCUCCGAUGGCGUCCAUCGCGUCCCUGUCCUUUGCCCCGUUGCCUCACGCUUCGGAGCGGAGAGUUUGGGUCUUCGCUUCCCCAUCUUACGUCUUCCCCGCCUUCUCUGGCGUUCGGCUCAGGGCCCCCAGUUUGAGCUCUCGGAUUUCUGUUCGAUGCGCUGCUGCUCCUUCUGAAACUCAUGUGCCUCCGACCGUUUCGGAGACCAAGCUGCAUUUCCUCAAGACAUAUAAGCGGCCAAUUCCAAGCGUUUACAACACUGUUUUGCAAGAGCUCCUUGUUCAGCAACAUCUGAUGAGGUACAAGAAAACAUAUCAAUAUGAUGCGGUCUUUGCUCUUGGUUUUGUCACCGUUUAUGAGCAGUUAAUGGAAGGGUAUCCAAGCAAUGAGGAUCGAGAAGCUAUUUUCAGAGCCUAUAUUGAGGCAUUAAAAGAGGAUCCAGAACAAUACAGAAAAGAUGCACUAAAAAUGGAAGAGUGGGCAUGCGCUCAAACUAGUGCUACAUUAGUUGACUUCAGCUCGAGGGAAGGAGAAGUUGAGAGCAUCUUGAAGAAUAUUGCUGAACGAGCUGUGGGUAAGGGGAGCUUCAGCUAUAGCCGAUUCUUUGCAAUUGGGUUAUUUCGUCUGCUUGAGCUUGCAAAUGCAACGGAUCCAACUGUCUUGGAGAAGCUUUGUUCUGCCUUGAACAUAAAUAAACCAAGUGUGGAUAGGGACCUCGAUGUAUAUCGCAACCUUCUUUCCAAGUUGGUCCAGGCAAAGGAGCUGCUAAAGGAGUAUGUGGAUAGAGAGAAGAAGAAAAGGGGAGAAAGGUCAGAUUCGAAGGCAAAUGAAACUAUUAAAAAGUGUUUAGGGGAAGACCAAUAUGCACGUCAGGUCUAACAUAUUGAUCCCCACUCCAUGCACACAAGGUUCUCAUUCAUGCAGUUUUCACCACCAUUUGUUUAUUCACGUCUUUGUUUCCAUCUAGGCCUAAUUUGAGCUUGAAAGUGUACGUGUUAGUUUGAAACAUGGCGAUCCUCUUGUAAAUCAUGUAUGUGUUUCUCUUGUUUCACAUGUAAUUUCCUUUUCUUGCUUUUAUUUUGUUUUAUUUUAUUUUAUUUUAUUUUAUUUUAUUUUUUAGUAUGUAUUUUAGGUGUACCCGAUAACAAUGAGGAAGAUACAUUGAGAUCAAAUCAUUUCUACAAUAUAAGCAAUGUUUCUGAUUUGUCCAUCA